Messenger RNA from Meloidogyne enterolobii, 798 nucleotides. NCBI's taxonomy places the organism in Eukaryota, Metazoa, Nematoda, Chromadorea, Rhabditida, Meloidogynidae. The record is from the annotation of a GenBank genome assembly.
AUGCAUGCUUUUACUGACGUAGACGAAAAGUUGCUCAGAUUUAUUUGUUUUGAGGAUAUUAUUCUCGAUGGAAUUAAUAUUUUUGAUCAUAUUGAAAUGUUCUCGCCAAAUCCUCGUCCAAUUUCUCGAGAAGAAAUGCUUAGCUGGGAAUUAGACAAUGAACGUGAAGGGGUGUUUAAUAAAAGAGUAUAUAAAUGUAUUCAAGUUGAUCAGCUGAUAUGUGUUGCUACGGCAAAAUCGUUGCCUUUUUUCGAUAAAUUGUCUUUAACUGAUAAGAUUGAACUUUGCAGACACGUAGCAAGUCCAUUUGCUUGCUUUGCAAGUUCAGCUGUAUCAUGUGAGCUGGGCGUAGAUAGUUGGACACGUAAGGAUUGUGUUAUGCCUGCUCUUGGUGUUAUUAGAAACAAAGAGUUUAUGGAGGAUUAUAAAUUGUUCACAUUGGCUGAUCGGAUAUUUACAAAGUCUGUAAUUCCUUUUAAAAAAGCGGCAUUAUCCAAAAAGGAAUAUGCAUUACUAAUAGCUAUUUUAUUCUCAAAAUCAACUAUUGAAGGCUUAUCAUACGAUGGAAGAGAGUUGUUAUACGAACAAUCUGUUAAAUACACGAGAAUCUUACUUGAGUAUCAACAAAAUAAAUAUGGGGUAAUUGAGGGUGCUAGACGAUUGGAUGAGUGCAUUCGCUUAAUUAAUAUAUCGUUCCAAAUUGAUACAGCUUUUCGUGAAAUGCAUACAUAUCUGCAUUUUAAAGCUGAAAAUAAGUCUCAUGAUCUUAUUGAACGUUAUUUGGAUAAUACACUUUGA